Messenger RNA from Vollenhovia emeryi, 1449 nucleotides. RefSeq lists its product as uncharacterized. The coding region runs from base 62 to 583 and encodes 173 amino acids. The record is from RefSeq and is a predicted model, not a curated record. Gene Ontology annotation, cellular component: extrinsic component of mitochondrial inner membrane. The transcript has a single exon. Lineage: Eukaryota; Metazoa; Arthropoda; Insecta; Hymenoptera; Formicidae.
UAAUGUUUACGUUUAUAAUAAGAUAUUAAUUAUAUGAUAAAGACAAGAGAUAUCAUCACUGAUGAUUGUAAUGAUAGGGCCGCAGUUAACAUGUAUCUCCUCUCAACGUGUUUGCUAUAAAUCGCGACAGAAAGAAUAUUCAUUUCGAUUUCACAAAAUGUUGUACGAGGACUAUGUGCGCGAUCCGUCGUUCGUGAAACCAGACCUGGUCGUAGCAUUUAACGUGGAUGUUCAGAUCUAUAAACUGCAAAUUGGGUUCUUUGAAGAAACGUGGUCGGAGUUCAUACGGCUAUUGGCGAAUCAAAAUUGUCCGUUCAUUUUAACAUGUUACACACGACUGUACUUAGAAAGCGAGAUUAAAAGAAUCGAUACCAUCCUGGAUAGGAAGGUAGAGUAUUUGUAUUGCGGAAAGAAUCCAUUUGCUAGUCUAAUAUCGCACAGAGACGUUGGAUCGGAGAAAGUGAUUUAUGCUAAUCAGUAUAUAAUUGUAUACAGAGGUUCUCUGUUCGUCACUAAUUGUAAGCGUUAUGCGAUCUACACCAAAUUGCAAAAGGCUUUGACGACGAAAAAAAGGCGCACAUAAUGAGGAACACGAUUUUAAUUAGCCUAAUUUUUAAUAGACGCAACGGAAUACGUAAAGAAAAUUUUUACGAACAAUUACUGUAAAGCGCGACGUGUUGUUUAUUAAACAAAAAGAAAGAGAUAAUUUCCCAUUCCACGGGAAGCUUGCAUGUUUGUAAUCUAAAAAUUCUAAGGACCAUUUUCUAUUCUCCUAAUGUCGAUUAUACUGUAUCACUCGAGCAUCAUGAGUUUUAAAUAUAACAGCUGACACUUGGAUACAGGAAUUUGAAUAAUACAACUCUGUAAUAAUGAUAAGACUUUUCAUCGCUUGAUUGUAACAAAGUUUUAUAUUUUUUUAAUAAAUAUGUUGUGAAUGUGCGAAAUGGUAAUUAUGUCUUUCUCUAUAAUCGUUAUAAUCUCUGAAAUCUCUGAUGUCACAAGUGUAAGAACUGCCUGUCACAGUCGAAGACGAAAAUUGUGUCAGUGAUUGAGUAAUUCAGAUAAUACAGUCUCUCCGCCGCUGUUGACGUAAGUACCUUUACUAGGAGCGCGUAUUCUGGCGAAAUUAUUAACAUGAUCCAUAACAACGCAUAUAUGUGCUAGGAUUAACAAAAUUCAAUAAUUAUUUUUCUAGAAAAUGCCUCUUUAACGAGAACUUACAUGUCGUUCAUUAGGAGCGGUUAAGUUACAGGCGAAAGCGUAUUUACAAGUUUAAUAAUUCGAAGUACACUAAAUUUAUUGCAGGCUUUAGUCUGACGCGGACACCAGGGCUAAGCAGGUAAAGCUUUGUGUUGGAAUAUUAUCAUAUCGCGAUAACCAAAUGGUGCGCGUGAUAAACGAUUGAGGAAGAGAUUGGAAACGGGGACGCGUCGUCCCGCCAGGUACACC